CAUUACUCACAUAACAUAUCUGCAUGUUCUAUAAAUACCGUACUCUCUCCAAACACUUCAUUCAUCCAUCCAAACUCUAAAAUAAUAUAUCUUUCCUUUUUUAUAUAAACAUAUAUUCUCAUACUCAAUCCACCCCAAAUUAAAACAACGCUACAUAUACUUUCAUAUAAUUCAAUAGCUACGUACCACCCACACAAACAGUAAAAAAAUAUGAUGAGUUUAGGAAGUGAGAAGCGUCAAGUAAGUCUGUCAAAAAUUGCGACCAACGAUGGACAUGGUGAGAAUACACCAUAUUUCGAUGGUUGGAAGGCUUACGACAAAGACCCUUUCCAUCCUGCCAAAAAUCCCGGAGGUGUUAUCCAAAUGGGUCUCGCAGAAAAUCAGCUUUGCUUCGACUUGAUUCAAGCGUGGAUUAGGAACAAUCCAAAAGCCUCUAUAUGCACAGCUGAAGGGGUUCACGAUUUCAAGCACGUAGCUAUCUUUCAAGAUUAUCAUGGUUUCUCAGAGUUCAGAAAGGCAAUUGCUAAGUUCAUGUCAAAGGUGAGAGGUUGUCGGGUUACAUUCGACCCGGACAGAAUAGUGAUGGGCGGAGGAGCCACCGGAGCUAAUGAACUCGUCAUUUUCUGUCUUGCCGACCCGGGCGACGCUUUUCUCGUUCCUUCGCCUUAUUACCCAGCUUUUGUCCGUGAUUUGGGAUGGCGAACCGGAGUGAAAAUAAUUCCAGUCCCUUGCGAGAGCUCCAACAAUUUCAAAAUAACCAAACAAGCCCUCGAAGCAGCAUACGAGAAAGCCCAAAACGACGGCGUUAAUGUGAAAGGACUACUCAUAACCAACCCAUCAAACCCACUUGGAACGACAAUCGACAGAGCUACACUCAAAAGCCUGGUCACAUUCGUAAACGACAACAACAUUCACUUAGUCUGCGACGAGAUCUAUGCAGCCACAGUUUUCAGCUCACCCGAAUACGUCAGCGUUUCGGAGGUCAUUCAAGAGAUGGGAAACGACAAAGUUAACAAAGACCUAAUUCAUGUCGUUUACUCACUCUCUAAGGACAUGGGUCUUCCGGGGUUCCGAGUAGGGAUUGUUUACUCCUACAACGACGCUGUCGUAAGCUGUGCAAGAAAGAUGUCCAGUUUCGGAUUGGUGUCGUCGCAGACUCAGCACAUGCUGGCUGCGAUGUUGUCGGACGAAGAUUUCGUGUCCAAAUUCCUGGCCGAAAGCUCGAAGAGGCUGGCCAAGAGGCACGCUCACUUCACCAAAGGGUUAAAGAAAGUAGGCAUAUCAUGUCUAAAGGGAAAUGCUGGACUCUUCUUCUGGAUGGACUUGAGACAUCUUCUCAACGAGCCAUCUUUCGAAGCCGAGAUGGCGCUAUGGCGCUGGAUCGUCUAUGACAUCAAGCUCAACGUCUCCCCUGGAUCUUCCUUCCAUUGCCCCGAACCAGGAUGGUUCAGGGUUUGCUUUGCGAACAUGGAAGACGCAACCGUAGACAUUGCUCUCCAAAGGAUUCACUCUUUCGUUGGUAAAAAGGAGGUAGUUGAGGAUCUUGAAGAUGAUCAGUCAAUCAUGACAACAACCACCACAACCACGACUACAACAACCACAACAACAACUACCACAACAACGAAAAGGAGCGCUUGGCGUAAUUCUAACCUGAGUCUUAGCUUUAAUAAGUCAAAGAGAUAUCAUGAUGAUGCCGCAAGUGGUUUUAUGUCUCCUCAUCAUAUGAUGUCUCCUCAUUCUCCAAUGCCUCAUUCGCCACUUGUUCGUGCUCGAAAUUAAAAUAUAAUAAUCUUGAUUUGGAAAUAAUUAUUAUUACUAAUAAUAAGGAGUAGUAGUAGUGAUGGAUCUGUCCGUACGUGGUUUCGAACGACAUAAUAAAAGGUGUCGUUUUCAGUCUUUUAAUUGACCGUACCACGGAGAAGUAGGCGAUCGUAUAAUAUUAAAAAUAAGGUUUGCUAAUGGUAUAGCUGGCUAGCUAGUGUAACAGGAUAUGUUGAAUAAUUUUUAGCUGUAACUAUGUAUAUGGCUAGAUGUCGUUUUUUCUCCCAAAUUGUUUGGAGCCCGUACUAAUUUGGGGUUUUUUUAUUAGUUGGGAGGGUCGAAAAGUAUACGUACGUGUCUAAUCAAUGUGUGUGCAAGUAUUUCAAGAUUGGAUUUGAUUGUAACUGAUAUUUGCUUGGUUGUAUCUGCUUAUUAUGUAUGCAAUAUUCAUUAUACUGUCGUUUUUAUGUGGUAAAAUCGAUUAUACA
Cannabis sativa is the source of this 2249-nucleotide messenger RNA. Its product is annotated as 1-aminocyclopropane-1-carboxylate synthase. Gene Ontology annotation, biological process: amino acid metabolic process; biosynthetic process. Bases 211 to 1779 code for a protein of 522 amino acids. NCBI's taxonomy places the organism in Eukaryota, Viridiplantae, Streptophyta, Magnoliopsida, Rosales, Cannabaceae. The record is from RefSeq and is a predicted model, not a curated record. Gene Ontology annotation, molecular function: pyridoxal phosphate binding; transaminase activity. The transcript has 4 exons.